AUGCGCGCCAAUUCUUUGCUUGUCUCGGGGCUUGCUGCUUGUGCUGCGGCUGCUCCUGAAAAGGCAAAGGAUGACUUUGCUGCCAAGUGCGCCGGCUUCAAGUCUUCGUUGAAACUACCCAACACCAAGGUCUGGUUCACCGAACAUGUGCCCGCCGGUAAAAACCUCACCUUCCCUGAUAACCACCCAACAUGUACUCCCAAGAGCCAGGUUGUCGAUGUUGAGCUCUGCCGUGUGGCCAUGCACGUCACGACAGGUCCCGCUUCCAACCUGUCCCUCGAAGCUUGGUUGCCUUCAAACUGGACCGGACGAUUCUUGAGCACCGGAAACGGUGGUAUGGCUGGAUGUAUUCAGUAUGGAGAUGUGGCAUACGGCGUUGGGUUCGGCUUCGCUACCGUUGGUGCUAACAAUGGCCACAACGGAACAUCAGCCUUGCCCAUGAAGGGCAACUCUGGUGUCGUGGAGGACUAUGUCUACCGCUCGGUGCACACGGGCACCGUUCUUGGAAAGGACAUCGCCAAGCAGUUCUACGGCAAGAAGCACACCAAGUCUUACUACCUUGGUUGCUCGACCGGUGGACGACAGGGAUGGAAGGAGGCGCAGAGCUUCCCCGAUGACUUUGACGGUAUCGUGGCUGGUGCUCCUGCGAUGCGCUUCAACGGGCUGCAGUCCCGCUCGGGAAGCUUCUGGGGUAUCACUGGUCCCCCCGGAGACCCAGCUCAUCUCAGCCCCGAGGAGUGGGACAUGGUUCACAAGAGUGUUCUUGUCCAGUGCGAUGUCCCUCUUGACGGUGUUGAUGAUGGUAUCAUCGAGGACCCUAACCUGUGCCAAUACCGACCCGAAGCCAUUGUCUGCACCAAGGGCCAGACCAAGAACUGCCUGACUGCCCCCAAGAUUGAGACUGUCCGCAAGGUUUUUGGCCCCCUGUACGGCAACAAUGGAACCUACAUCUACCCCCGAAUCCCACCUGGUGCCAAUGCUGGCUUUGGCUUUGCCAUUGGAGAGACGCCUUUCCCUUACUCUACAGAAUGGUUCCAGUACGUUAUCUGGAACAACACCAACUGGAACCCCGCACAAAUCGGCCCCGAUGACUAUGAGAAGGCCAACGAGGUGAACCCCUUCAACGUCCAGACCUGGGAAGGCGACCUGUCCAAGUUCCGCGCCCGAGGCUCCAGAAUCAUUCACUGGCACGGUCUCCAGGACGGUCUCAUCAGCUCCGACAACUCUAUGGAGUACUACGACCACGUCUCUCGCACCAUGGGUCUGAGCAACACCGAGCUGGACAAGUUCUACCGCUACUUCCGUGUCAGUGGCUGCGGUCACUGCUCCGGGGGCGACGGUGCUAGUCGCAUUGGAAACAACAUUGCCAACCUGGGCGGCAAGGACGCAAAGAACAACGUUCUCUUGGCUAUUAUCAAGUGGGUUGAGGAGGGUGUUGCUCCCGACACCAUCACCGGCAUGCGCUUUGCCAAUGGAACUUCCAACGGCAAGUUUGAGUACGAGCGCCGACACUGCCGCUACCCUUACCGCAACGUCUGGGACCGCAAGGGAGACUGGAAGAACCCCGACAGCUGGAAGUGUGAGUGA
Messenger RNA from Fusarium pseudograminearum CS3096, 1587 nucleotides. RefSeq lists its product as uncharacterized. The record is from RefSeq and is a predicted model, not a curated record. Lineage: Eukaryota; Fungi; Ascomycota; Sordariomycetes; Hypocreales; Nectriaceae. The transcript has a single exon. Bases 1 to 1587 code for a protein of 528 amino acids.